GGCAAGCUCUCGCGAGAGGAAGUUAGGCGCGGGACGCGCGGUAUCCUGGGUUCCAUAGCCGGUCACGGUCCAGCACAGCUUCGCAGGAACAAUGGAAUCAGAGGAGAACAAUUUGCUGGAUCUUCCUGAUUAUGAGGCGGUAGAAGAUGAAACUUUCCAACCAUUUCCACCACCAGCCUCUCCAGGAAGGGAUGAUGCUGGAGAAAAUGAGCCCACCACAGAUACAAGGAAGGAUCAGAUGGGAGAUAUGCCUGUAGCUACAAAGAAAACUGUAAAAAGGAAUUUGCCUAAAUUAGAUGCUCAGAGGUUAAUUUCAGAAAGAGGACUUCCAGCAUUAAGGCAUGUGUUUGAUAAGGUAAAAUUCAAAGGUAAAGGCCAUGAGGCUGAAGAUUUGAAGACAUUAAUCAGACACAUGGAGCAUUGGGCACACAGGCUAUUCCCUAAACUGCAAUUUGAGGAUUUUAUUGGUAGAGUAGAACAUUUGGGAAAUAAGAAGGAAGUUCAGACCUGCUUAAAACGAAUUCGACUUGAUCUUCCUAUUAUACAUGAGGAUUUUAUUAGUAAUGAUGGUGAUAAAGCAGAAGGUAAUGGACUAGAUUCAACUCCCACAGACUUUGAUUCCUUGUUUGCAAAUCCAGUUGAUAGAGAAAUAUUUGCUUCUCAGUCAAGCACAAAUUUAACAGAGGAACAACGGCAAAGAAUUGAGAAGAACAAACAACUAGCCUUGGAAAGGAGACAGGCAAAACUGUUAAAUAACAGUCAGUCCCAAGAAAAUGAUUUGUCAGUUAUCCUGCCCAGGACACAGGCAUCUGAGAAUAGUCCAAAUGAAGCUCAAGAAGAGAACUUAAAUGAAUUAAAUGAAGAAAAUCUAGAAAUCUCAGACGGUGUUGCCAGUACUGCAAAUAUAGAUGAUGACUUAGAAAACACAGGAGUAGAUGAAGCCAUUUAAAACAUGCAACAAUGACUAGCCAACAAAGCUUUUAUUUAAGAGUACUUAAGUGCCAACAGUGGGUUGCCUCAUUCAGAAAUAUGUAUUAGCCUCAGUUAAGACUAAAAAAAAAAUCUUAUUAUUAAUAGCUUAGUAGAGAUUUAUUGUAUAUUUUUUUCAUAGUAGGUGAAAAUAAGUGGCUAACUUUAUUAGUUUUUUAAAGAUCUGGCCCACUUGUUUAUAUUUGUCCCAUUUAUUUAUUAUAUUAGCCUAAGUUGUCAUAGCUUCCAUAGACUCUUCUACUUGUCUUUUUAUACAAACAGAUCUUUUGACAAUUAGGUAACUUCUGCUGCUAGUAUACAGUUUAAGAGUCCUGUUUUAAUAAAAAGUGCUUAAUAUUUUAAGAUAUAAAAAUGA
This is a messenger RNA of Vombatus ursinus (common wombat), 1345 nucleotides long. It is a transcript of the gene TIPIN, whose product is annotated as TIMELESS interacting protein. Gene Ontology annotation, biological process: replication fork arrest; replication fork processing; DNA damage response. Gene Ontology annotation, molecular function: DNA binding. Lineage: Eukaryota; Metazoa; Chordata; Mammalia; Diprotodontia; Vombatidae. The transcript is spliced from 8 exons. Gene Ontology annotation, cellular component: nucleus; replication fork protection complex. Bases 92 to 949 code for a protein of 285 amino acids. The record is from RefSeq and is a predicted model, not a curated record.